This is a messenger RNA of Raphanus sativus (radish), 932 nucleotides long. Its product is annotated as LIM domain-containing protein WLIM1. Gene Ontology annotation, molecular function: actin filament binding. Gene Ontology annotation, cellular component: plasma membrane; actin cytoskeleton. Lineage: Eukaryota; Viridiplantae; Streptophyta; Magnoliopsida; Brassicales; Brassicaceae. The record is from RefSeq and is a predicted model, not a curated record. The transcript has 5 exons. Gene Ontology annotation, biological process: actin filament bundle assembly. The coding region runs from base 123 to 692 and encodes 189 amino acids.
AAAACAAAGCAACAAUAAUUGACAAGUCUCUUUCCUUCAUCUUUAUCUCUUAUCAAGAACAUUGAGCUCUGUUCUUCUUCUUCUGACUCUUGGUCUGAUCUCUUACAAGAAACAGCACAAAAAUGGCGUUCGCAGGAACAACACAGAAAUGCAUGGCCUGUGACAAAACCGUUUAUCUCGUCGACAAGUUAACCGCAGAUAACCGGGUCUACCACAAAGCUUGUUUCCGUUGUCACCAUUGCAAAGGAACUCUCAAGCUUAGCAACUAUAACUCUUUCGAGGGAGUUCUCUACUGCAGACCACAUUUUGAUCAGAACUUCAAGAGAACUGGAAGUCUUGAGAAGAGCUUCGAGGGGACACCAAAGAUCGGAAAACCGGACAGACCUUUGGAGGGAGAGAGACCAGCUGGUACCAAAGUGUCUAAUAUGUUUGGUGGAACACGAGAAAAAUGCGUUGGUUGUGACAAAACCGUGUAUCCAAUUGAGAAGGUGUCGGUGAACGGGACAUUGUACCACAAGAGCUGCUUCAAGUGUACACAUGGAGGAUGCACGAUAAGUCCUUCGAAUUACAUAGCUCACGAGGGGAAGCUUUAUUGCAAGCAUCAUCAUAUUCAGCUUAUCAAGGAGAAAGGAAACUUGAGCCAGCUCGAAGGAGGAGAUAAUACCGCUAAGGACAAAGUGGACGCUGCUUGAAAAGAAAAAGAGAAACAGUUCAUUUUGACCCUUGAAGAACCAAUAGUGUCACUACCCUCGAUCGAUCCAUAACAUAUAAAUUGGUUUUGUUCUUCUUAAGUUUAUGUUCUUUCUUUUGGGAUCUUUGUUGUCUCCUAUGGUGAUCUUGUUCACUCUUCGUUGGCUUUCUUGAGAUGAAACAAAGAAACAUAUAAAUAAUGGAUAUUUGCUUAUGAGAAUAUACGUAUCACGUUCAAAUAA